AUGGCACAUUUCACACGUUUUGUUUUAUUUGAAGAUAAAUUUAGUACAAAUUUAUUUACAUUCAUUCUUCCAAGUUCAUUUCUAUUAGGAACAGAGGAAAAAUUAACUACGCGAGAAUUUGUUUGUCGACAUGUUCCAUUUGCAUUGACAUUUGUUAAGAAUGGCGAUCAAAUCAAUGUAUUUCUUCUUCAUCGUAGUCGAGAUACUGAACGACUUGAAAUGACACUUGAUCUCAGUAUUGCUCUAUUAUGUCGAGAACAUUUUACACGUAAUGAAUCAUUUACAGAGAGGAACUGUAAAUUCACCAAUAAAAUUACUCUACAUGGACGAAAAUCGUUUACAUCAGUUAAUCGUCUAUGCUCAGUCGAAUAUAUGGACGAACGUGGAAAUAUUCAAUGUGAACUCGAAAUUAAGAAUCUCUCUAUAUCGUACAUAACUGAAGUACAACUAAGUCCACAAUUAGUCAAUCCGCAAUAUGCACAUGUUAUGCAGCCAACGAAUAAUCGCCAACCGAUCGAUGCAAAGAUCGAAACGCCUUCGUUUUUCUAUUCGAACUACGAAUGGAAUAUGGUUAUUCAGCCGAAACUCGAUAGCGUCGGUCAACUCGGACAUUUUCGAUUGUAUCUACAGCGUUUAACUCCAUGUGAUUAUUCUGUUAAAAUCUCCUAUCGUGUGAAAUUAAUCGCUGGAACUGGAACGUAUUCAUGGGAUUCGUAUCAAGAACGUAAAUCGACAAAUCCGAACGAUACGAAUACAUAUGAAAUUAAUUAUACGGACAUUCACGGUCUCUGUCGACCAUUUCGUAUCGAUCGUGUUCGAGAUUUACUGCAAACGGAAGGAAAAUUCACUGUGAAUGUUGAACUUAAAGAUGCUGUUACUGUCAUACCAAUUAUUGUUGAUCCAUUUGCUCCGAAUCCAGUUCCCAUUGCUUUUCUCGACAAAGAUCAACAAGCAUGGACUGUUGAAGCUUACAUUGAAGAGCAAUGUUUCAUCAUACGUCUCUAUUAUUCGGAUAUAUUCAAAAUUCCCACGGACUACAUUCGUUCAAUAUGUUUUAACAUCACUGUUCGAAAUUUCAAUGAUUCGAAGAUUACCACCAGCGUAUUUCCGAAGCCCGUCACGAAAUAUUAUGCACAGAAAGAAAGCGAUGAAGGCUUGGAAAUUAGUACAACAUUGGAUGUCGAUGAAUUGAAUGAUCGUGGAUAUUUGAAUGAACAACAAUGUGUGACAAUUGAAAUUGAAAUAUUUUUCUCUCAUUUAAUGUAUUUGCCGGAAUAUUCACCAUUGGAUGAUAUCGUUCGAAAACAAAAGCAGCAGAUAAUGCGUGAACUGCUAGCAGCACAGAAUGAAAACUUUCAAUUAGAGAAGAAAAUUCACGAAUUACAGAUGACUAUACAAAACCCAUCUAUGUCCGGUCGAUUGUCUGACUUUGGAAAUGGUGCACAAGGUGGUCUCAACGCUGCAGCUACACCUGAAGUUGUUCGCAAAUACUAUGAAAAGAAGUACGGUGAUAAAGGUUCAACAAGUAAUCCUCCCCUAUCAAACUACAGCAACGCCGCCAGUUUCGAUGGCGGACAGUCGAAUUCUUCGUCGAUGAGAAACGGUGGCCUAAUUGGUAAAGGUUUAUCAUCGUCAAUACCUCAACCAAAUGUUACCAUGGGUGCGCGUAGUUCGACAUUUAAAUUUCCAACCAAACUAUCUGAUUCAAUACAGAAUACGAUCAACAACACCAGUCAAUCUUUGCAAUCGAAAUUGCCAGCUAGUUUGCAAAAACUACCAGCGAGUUUAACCCAAGGACCAACAAUGAACAUGUUGGCGAAUAAAUUACAAAAUGCAUUUUCGUAG
Messenger RNA from Adineta ricciae, 1845 nucleotides. The record is from the annotation of a GenBank genome assembly. NCBI's taxonomy places the organism in Eukaryota, Metazoa, Rotifera, Eurotatoria, Adinetida, Adinetidae.